GUCUCUGCAGGACAGAGGCCGGGACAGUCCCUCCUCCCCUUCCACUCCUCUCACAACAGGCUGCAUGACUCUAGACUGCUCCCUGGUGGUCCAUCUGAAGAACUGCUGCACACAGCUCCUGCGUUUGGGUACGUUUGGUCCUCUGCGAUGUGGAGAAAUGUACGCCUUAGACCGACUGCUGAGAGAGGCUCGAGUCCUUGAAAUCAUCCGACGCGCCACCAAGGACAACCCGCGGGACCUGAGACAGCCGAAUGAAGUGAUACCACAGCUUGACCAGUGUCUGGGCGCUGUGUUACUAUGGCAACAGUGUGUGGGUCAGGGCAGCGUGUACAGGGUCUCUGCGGAGAGCUUCCUCUCUGCGUUGUCCACCCUUUACUCCAACAACCUGCCUCAGAGGGCCAGCAGCAUGGCAGACACAGUGUUCCUGUGUACGGCUGAGCGGGUGCUGGAUCAGAGGUUACCACGGCGAGAAGGCAACAGAGCAAGUGUGACGGUGACACUGUUCCAGCUGUGGAGUUACCUGGAGGCCAACAGCAUCACAGACAUGGAGACACACGUCAAUGAGUUGGCAGAAGAAGUGUGGCUGGUGCAGAGCUUGGCGUCAUGUGAGCCAGAUGUCAUUGUGCACGCUCUGCGGCAACCUGCAUCAUGCAGCCUGAGGAGGGAGGGACUUCACGCUGUGGCCAAGUUACUGAAAGACCCUCGAGGAAAAGUAUCAGCAUCUGCCAGCUCUGUGCUGAGAAGCCUGAAUACACAGCCCAGACAGAGAGAGCAGGCGCUGGUCAUUUGUUUGGAGCUGCUGGAAGACGACAGUGUGCACACCAGAGUCUGUGGAUGUAAAGCCUUAGCAUGUCUCAAGGCCAAAGAAAGCAUCGAUCAGUUAGUGUAUCUGUGUCGGACGGACAAAGAGGAAGUCCGAGAAGCUGCCAAACAGACUCUGCUGGUGCUUGGCGAGGAGGGGAAGAUGGCGCACAGACAUGUGGAGACGUCUCAGGACAGUUUGCCCAGACUCUUCGCCCCAGGAAGCAUG
Molecule: messenger RNA, 1030 nt
Organism: Labrus bergylta (ballan wrasse)
Lineage: Eukaryota; Metazoa; Chordata; Actinopteri; Labriformes; Labridae
Source: RefSeq, a predicted model, not a curated record